Brassicogethes aeneus is the source of this 1986-nucleotide messenger RNA. The record is from the annotation of a GenBank genome assembly. Lineage: Eukaryota; Metazoa; Arthropoda; Insecta; Coleoptera; Nitidulidae.
AUGCCAAACUAUGCUGAUAUUCUAUUACCGAAAGUUACUAGAUCUGAAAAUAGUAUAGACUGCAAUUGUUAUAUUUGUUUGAGAGCUCGAUGCAUAAACCAUUCCAAAAAUCAGUUUGUUUUGGGACAAAAGCGAAACUUGAACAACAAUAUAGAUAAAUUAAAUGGGCUGUACGGCUCUUCAACUCAAAAAAUAAAUUAUACCAAAACAGUCAAUAAACCUAACGUGAAAAGAAGUGCGAAAAAAGUGAUUAAAUUAUGUGAGAAAUGCUUCCAAAAAAUAGGCAACGGCCUUAAUCAUUCGUGCGCGCACACAUGCGAACCGCAAACCCAUACCAUUCGACAAAAUGUUAUGAAAUUGGUUAAUGAACUACCUGAUAAACAAAAGGAGCAUGUAGCCUCAUCAAUUUUAAAAGAUAUAUCUAAUAAAGUCGUUGGGGAUUCAAUGCGAUUGAGUACCGGAGGUCGUGGAAAAACUAUUUAUUUUAAAACAAAUGAACCCAACGAUAAAAUUUUAUUUUCAACGGGAGACCUAGAUUCUUUCCACGUGAAUUCUGCAGUUUCCACUAACCAUAUGAGAAAAAUGAGUUCUUUCAUACGCAAGACUGCAGGUAGAAAAUCUGUACCUGUAAAGUAUGAACAACACAUUAGAGACAGAUCUCAUUUAUUAGAUACAUUUUAUCAAAAAGGCUUAUUUGAAUUUGAAACGGCGGAUGGAAAUUACCAAACAAGGCCUGUGGUUUGGGCUAACGUAAAUGAAUUAUUAGAAGAAGUUUUGAAAGAACGUAACUUAAUCGGUUAUUAUGUUGUAAAAGUAAUGGCAGAUGGUGGGCAAGGCUUUUUUAAAGUAUCAAUGUCCAUAAUUCCUGAUUCAGAAAAUGGUACAGUAGAAGAUUAUUCAGAUAGCUUAUCUAAUGAAGAUAUCAUUUACAAUAUUUCUUCAAAAAAAAGGAAAUUUAAUCAAGAAAAAUUAGGAUACAAAUCAACCAGUGUUAAAAAAUUGAUUAUGAUUUGCAUCGUUCCAGAUAUCAAGGAAACGUACAAUAAUAUAAAAUUUCUCUUUGAUUUAGUAAAACUGAAUGAAGUUUCUUUUAAGUUUGUGUCCGAUUUCAAGCUUCUAUUAAUAAUUAAUGGACAACAAACAGCCACUUCCAUGUUUCCGUGUCCGUAUUGUUCAAUUAGUCUAAAAGAUUUAAGAAAUUUCCAUAAAAUAGCUGACUGCCAAAUAUUAGGUCACGAUAAAUCAAAGUCACUAAAAACGUAUGGAGAUUUAAAACAAGAUUGUGCUAAGUAUGUUUCUCUAGGUAAGAGCAAGAAGAUGUCCAAAGAAUCGCACAGUGUAAUAAAUGAGCCAAUUUUUUAUGAAGAUAAAGAUGUUAAAGUAUUAGAGAAAUGCUAUAUUCCAGAAUUGCAUUUGCUGCAAGGCUUUGUUAACCACCUUUUCUGGAAUGGGUUGGUACUAGUCCUAGGUAGAGAAAAAGCACUGAUAUGGCCUCUAAAAUUAAAAAUUAUUUCAAAAAAUUAUCACGGGGAAAUCUUUGAGGGGAACGCAUGUAGAAAAUUACUAAAAGAAGCUGACGCACUAUGUGAUAAAAUAAUAUAUGAAAAUGUCGGUAUAUUGGCUCUUGUACCAUUUAUAUCUGCUUUUAAGGCUAUGAAUAAAAUGGUAAAUUUAUGUUUUUCCACUGAAAGAAGAGGCUCUAUUGAUGCCCUGGAUAAAAUCAUCGAAGAGCUAAAAAAAGCCUUACUAGCAACAGGAGUAUCAAUAACUUUAAAAAUACAUGUAUUGUUAGAACAUGUUAAACCAACUUUAAGCUUAUUAAAGAAUUCAGAAGGUCUUGGAAAGUGGUCGGAGCAAGCCGGCGAGUCCGUGCAUCGAGAGUUCCUAAGCUUUUGGGAAAAACAUAAAAUUAAUUUAAUUAACGAUCCUUCUUAUUCUCAGAGAUUAAAAGCUGCAACCGUUCAAUUUUCAUCAUUUCACAUUUAA